Molecule: messenger RNA, 1545 nt
Organism: Pyrus x bretschneideri (Chinese white pear)
Lineage: Eukaryota; Viridiplantae; Streptophyta; Magnoliopsida; Rosales; Rosaceae
Product: probable CCR4-associated factor 1 homolog 7
Exons: 2
Coding region: 501-1322 (273 amino acids)
Cellular component (GO): P-body; CCR4-NOT core complex; CCR4-NOT complex
Molecular function (GO): nucleic acid binding; poly(A)-specific ribonuclease activity
Source: RefSeq, a predicted model, not a curated record
AAGCAUAUAACAAAAGGCAAAUUUGAUCCUCGACAAGCAAAAAGGGGAAAACGCAGUCGUCUCAAAUGAUUGUGAGUCUGAGAGGCGAAACUCCAGCGAUUUUAACCUUCACCCAUUUCUUGGCGACUUCACUUUCUCUUUCGGCUGCCUUGAGUCGUUAAGAACCCACCAUAGUCAAGAUCUCCAAAUCACGUUCUUCCGCCCCCAACCCCCUUCUCUCUCUCCUCUCCCGCUCCGUUGACCUAGAACAUCCGCCCGGAGAACACCAAAUCACUUUCUCCAAGUCCCAGAUCCGUUCGUCUCCAGCCCCAAUUCCACAAGUCAAAGAUCUGAGAAGAUCCAGUUCAGGUUCUGGGGUUUUUGACUGAUUGAUUGAUAAUUAUUUGCUGCAUCCUGUUGGGAGUUUUGGUUUUCGGGGGUUCUGGAACGCUUUGGGCACUGUUUGUAGAUCUGGGUUUAAUAGUAUUCGUCCUUCUGUUGCUUGAUUUGGUAAAUUGGAAAUGUCGAUUUUACCGAAGGGGGAUUCGAUUGAAAUCCGAGAGGUGUGGAACGAUAAUCUCGAUGAAGAGUUUGCUCUGAUUCGUGAUAUUGUUUUGAAGUAUCCGUAUGUGGCUAUGGAUACUGAGUUUCCGGGCGUGGUUCUUCGCCCGGUGGGGGAUUUUAAGAACAUCAAUGAGUUUAACUACAAGACUCUGAAGGACAAUGUUGAUAUGUUGAAAUUGAUUCAGUUGGGUCUCACUUUCUUUGAUGAGAACGGCAACCUUCCCACUCUGUCGACCGAGAACCAGUACAUUUGGCAAUUUAACUUUCGCGAGUUCAACGUGAGCGAAGACAUAUAUGCGAGCGAUUCGAUUGAGUUGUUGCGUCAGUGUGGGAUUGAUUUCAAGAAGAACAAUGAGAAGGGGAUUGAUGUGAAUCGGUUUGGCGAGCUUUUGAUGUCUUCAGGGCUUGUAUUGAGCGACAAUGUGUAUUGGGUUACGUUCCAUAGUGGGUACGACUUUGGAUACUUGCUUAAGUUGUUGACUUGUCAGAGUUUGCCUGACACCCAGAUGGAGUUCUUUAAUCUGAUCAAGGUUUACUUCCCAGUGUUGUAUGAUAUCAAGCAUCUGAUGAAGUUCUGCAACAGCCUUCACGGUGGCUUAAACAAGCUUGCAGAACUGUUGGAAGUGGAACGAGUUGGUGUGUGCCAUCAAGCAGGCUCCGACAGUCUGCUUACAGCAUGUACAUUUAGGAAGUUGAGGGAUACUUUCUUCAGUGGCUCAGCGGAGAAGUACUCCGGUGUGUUGUAUGGUCUCGGCGUUGAGAAUGGACAGAGUAGCUAAUUGAAAGAAAGUAGUUGUCGAAAGAUUGAUGAAUAUUUGUAGACUAUUUAAGUGCGAGACACGUAGUUUCGCUGUACACUUCGCAAAAGAAUUGUUGUUGUAGUUUUAACUUCUGCUCUUUGCUUUGCUUGUAACUGAGACCUUAACUGGUUCUCUGCAGCUUUGAGUUUCUUGUAUAUUAUUGCAGUUAGUGUUUCAAUAAAAGUUUAUGAAGUUUCCCUUC